This is a messenger RNA of Dinoponera quadriceps, 1440 nucleotides long. RefSeq names its product ceramide kinase (gene Cerk). The transcript has 7 exons. Gene Ontology annotation, molecular function: kinase activity. The annotation marks the transcript as partial. Lineage: Eukaryota; Metazoa; Arthropoda; Insecta; Hymenoptera; Formicidae. The record is from RefSeq and is a predicted model, not a curated record.
UGUCCUGUCUUCUCUCUGUUCGUCGCAGCCAGAUGGACGUUGCCACUGACGGACGUUUUGGCGGUCCGCUACGGGGACGACUGGAUACCGGGUGUCAACGUUAAGGAGAAGCAACCUCCGACGCAGCCGACCUCGCCCACGGUCUGCCCGACGAAUUUCAUCCUGCACUACGCGGUGCGCACGACGAAGAACAAAUGGAGGCACCACAGCGUGACGAUGAGCCACACCGACCCCCGCCAGGUCGCCUCGUGGGUCAAGACUAUCCGGAAUUAUUUGCUAGGUCUGACGCACCGGCCGCGAAAGGUCAUGCUGUUCGUCAAUCCCAUAGGCGGCAAGAAGAAAGGCGUGCGGAUCUGGGAGAAGGACGUCCAGCCGCUUAUGACCAUCGCCGGCAUCGAGACGAAAAUGAUCGUGACUGAGCGCGCCGGACACAUACGCGACACUCUGCUCACGGCCGACUUAAGUGACCUACAUGCGGUGGUGUGUAUCGGCGGCGACGGUACGUUCGCCGAGGUCUUCAACGGGCUGGUGCUGAGGGCGGCUAAGGAUGAGCAAAUCGAUCCGAAUGACCCUGACGCGAGGUUGCCGAGCCCCGCACUGCCUGUAGGCGUUAUACCGAGCGGUAGCACCGACACGGUGGCUUACAGCCUUCACGGCACCACCGACGUGCAAACCGCGGCCAUUCACAUCAUCUUCGGCGACUCGACCGGCCUGGACAUCUCGUCGGUGCACAACAACCACACCCUGCUCAGGCUGUACGCCAGCGUCCUUAGUUACGGAUAUUUGGGCGACGUGAUCCGCGAUAGCGAGAAGUUCCGCUGGAUGGGCCCCCAGAGAUACGAUUAUUCCGGAUUUAAGAAGAUAAUCGCGAAUAAGGGCUACGAGGGCGAGAUCGAGUUGCUGUCGGACCCGUGCCAUCCGGCGGGCAGCACCAGGUGCAUGAAAAACUGCUCACGCUGCCUGCAACACAUGCAUAACAGCGUUCCCGAUCAGGAGAUCUCAAGGUGGGUGACGGUCAGAGGGAAGUUCUUCAUGGUGAACGGCGCGAACGUGUCCUGCGCGUGCUCGAGGAGUCCCAUGGGCUUCAGUCCGCAUUGUCAUAUAGGCGACGGCUGUGUAGAUGUUAUUCUAGUGCGACACACCUCCCUGAUCAACAACAUCAGGCUGUUGCUCAGGCUCUCCAGCAAACGAAAGACUCUGUACGACCUACCGUUCGUCGAGGUCUACCGAGCGAGAGAAUUUACAUUCCGCGCCCAGCAGCAGCUGCAGUCCCAGGGCGAGAUCAAUCGCCUCGGCUCCCGGAUCAGCGUGUGGAACUGCGAUGGCGAGGUGAUUGACAGCACCAACGUGAAAAUCAGGGUACACUGCCAACUGCUGAAGGUCUACACGAGACGCGCUCAAGAACCGGUCCGGCAAACAUCCUGCUUCUCCGCCAUGUGA